This is a messenger RNA of Pseudopipra pipra, 7072 nucleotides long. It is a transcript of the gene NTF3, whose product is annotated as neurotrophin 3. Bases 278 to 1087 code for a protein of 269 amino acids. The record is from RefSeq and is a predicted model, not a curated record. Gene Ontology annotation, molecular function: nerve growth factor receptor binding; growth factor activity. Gene Ontology annotation, cellular component: synaptic vesicle; dendrite; axon. NCBI's taxonomy places the organism in Eukaryota, Metazoa, Chordata, Aves, Passeriformes, Pipridae. Gene Ontology annotation, biological process: neuron projection morphogenesis; cell surface receptor protein tyrosine kinase signaling pathway; nerve development. The transcript is spliced from 2 exons.
AAUGCCCUAUUCUCUGAAUUUCCCCAGCCAGGCGAGGUAGGUAGAGAAAGCAGAGUGUGGCAAUAAAGGGGUUAAUCCACGGAGCACAGAGCCAUCUGGCUGAGCUGGUUUGUUAUAAUCGAGCAGAUUAUGUUCACGGGACUCAGAGUUUAAGGCUCCUCUCCCAUAGAGUAACUCUGCACAACCCAAGCAGACCAACUUUGGGACUUUGAAUGAACGUAUUUACAUCCACCUUUCUCUUCAUGUCGACUUUUCUGGAAACAUUCACACGGAUGCCAUGGUUACUCCUACCACGAUCUUACAGGUGAACAAGGUGAUGUCCAUCUUGUUUUAUGUGAUAUUUCUCGCUUAUCUUCGUGGCAUCCAGUCUACCAACAUGGAUCAAAGGAGUUUGCCAGAAGAUUCAAUAAAUUCUCUUAUUAUCAAACUUAUCCAAGCAGACAUUUUAAAAAACAAGCUUUCCAAGCAGAUGGUAGAUAUUAAGGAAAACUAUCAAAACACGGCGCAGAAAGCAGACACUCAGCAAGACAUGGACGGAGAGGAAAAUGUGAAAUCAGACUUCCAGCCAGUUAUCUCAGUGGAUACAGAUCUCUUGAGGCAGCAGAGACGCUACAACUCUCCCCGAGUCCUCUUGAGUGACAACACGCCGCUGGAGCCGCCGCCGCUGUACCUCAUGGAGGAUUAUAUUGGGAAUUCCGUGGUGAACAGAACCUCCCGGAGGAAGAGGUACGCGGAGCACAAGGGCCACCGAGGGGAAUAUUCCGUUUGUGACAGUGAAAGUUUGUGGGUCACGGACAAAUCCUCUGCCAUCGACAUCAGAGGACACCAGGUAACUGUUCUGGGAGAAAUUAAAACGGGCAACUCUCCAGUUAAGCAAUACUUUUAUGAAACGAGGUGUAAAGAAGCCAAGCCCGUGAAAAACGGCUGCCGUGGCAUCGAUGACAAGCACUGGAAUUCCCAAUGCAAGACAUCCCAAACUUAUGUUAGAGCACUGACUUCAGAAAACAACAAACUGGUAGGCUGGAGAUGGAUAAGGAUAGACACCUCCUGCGUGUGCGCGUUGUCGAGGAAAAUAGGAAGAACAUAAAUCUGCAUCUCUUUGCUAUAUAAAUUAUUACUUUAAAUUAUAUGAUAUGCAUGUAGCAUAUAAAUGUUUAUAUUGUUUUAUAUAUAUUAUAAGUUGACCUUAUUUAUUAAACUUCAGCAAAUCUACAGUAUAUAAGCUUUCUCUCUCAAUAAACAAGAGCAAAGGGUGUGUGCCUCUGCUGUGGGCAGCUCCAGGUUUUUUUUAGACUAUGUUUGUGACACUGCUUGUCGGCAGCAUACCGUAACCUUCCUGUAAAAUCUGUGUAAAAUCAGUAUUUUUCAUUCAGUAUUGUCAAACCAGUGACUGUCAUUUAGUAAACUUGUUAAAAAUCAGAUCAAUGCCAAGAGUUGUGUACAUAUUUAUAUUCCCUGCUCUAUACAUUCACAUUUAAUUGGAUGCAAUGUUAACUCCUCACCGCCAAAACAAACAUGGACCAAAGUACGUGCUGUAGCCUGCAGAUGAUGUCAAAUUUACAGACAUCAGGUAGCCCUAAAAUAAAGUUUCUGUGUAUUAUGCCAGUUUUGCCAGUGAAAUUACCAUUUUUCCUCUGUUAGCAUUUCAGGAUGGCUGCUAAUAAUCCAGCAACUUCCGUUUAUGUUUCUGAAGCACAUUUGUUUUGCAACUGUUUCUAAUGCUGCCAGUGCAUCAUUGAACAAAUAUGAAAAAAUAUAAAAUAUUUGUAGCUGAAACCUACUGAAGCCAAGGACCAAUCUAAACGGAUCAUUAAUAUAAUACAUGAAAGAUGGUUUAUUAUGAUCAGCCUCCUUCUCCUCACAUGAAUCAUUAUCUUCUGCUUGCAUUGCUGGAUCGUUUCUCUCUGUCAGAGUUUUUAAAUUGGAAACAAAGCUGGUGGUGUCUCGACCUGAAAAGAGCCCUUGGCUUGGAAAUUGUAGAAAAGAAAGAUACGAUAUCCUGGCAUGGAUAUCAAAGCCACACACCCAUACAAAGCCAUUCUUCUCAACAAUCCAUUCUUCAUUUUUCACAGGGUGAAAAAUGUUUAGAACUGCUGGAGAAACCUGGUACCUUUCACAGGAACUUGAAAUGGAUGGUGACUAAAAUCCACAGAGUCUGUAGGAAUAAUGAAGUUCCUCAAUUAAACAGAUUUGUUGCUUAGGACAGACAAAUGUACUUGCAAAUAUAUACCUCAAACUCUUCUUUGGAUUGUUAUGUAGCUCCACUGGGGACAGGAAUAAUGACACUACUUGAAGAGAAGGUCUAUUGCACGCUAGCUGUGUAAUGCUCUGGAUGGGAUCCCACUCCCAUAAAAUAAAGGAGAGUCCAUGGCUAUCAACAGAAUUAAGAUUGGACUGCAUGUUAUCUGUGUCCGGAUAGAUCUAACACCCAGAAAGGGCUGGAAAACACCAACCACUCAAACAGCUUUACAGCUGUAGUGUCUGAAGGUUUUCCACCCUGGCUUUCACUGCGUGUUCAGCAUCACAAGUGAAAAUGAGAUCAGAGCACUCAAACCCGAGGUUUCAGGAUUCUUUUGUUCAUGCAGCUUUCACUCCUGGAAAACCAACUUCAAACCUGCAGCAGGCCAUGACAGGCAGCAAAUUGUGUGGUCUUCCCUAAUCCCUUACAGAGAGCGUUACACACCAUAAAACCACCGGAGAACCAGACAGGUUGCCCAUGAGGCCAAGCACUGGAAUAGUUGUGUCUCUGGAAGCCAGGCUGGAGCGUGUAGGUGGUGUUUCUGCAGGAGAGGCCAUAAGCAAGGUUUCUGAGAACCAUCUCAAUUCUCAGCAUGAGGCCAGGGUAUUUACCUCCCAGGAAAUAUCAUCACCUUGCAGUACUAAAUCCUUACUUUGCUUCAAGCAAUAAGAACUUCAGAGGUUCCAUACCAAGGCAAUCGUUAAAAUGAGAGGAUGUAAUAUAACAAGGAACUCAGUAUCUGAUAGAUCUGACUAGAAUAUUUCCAGUUUUCUCAUUCCCUGGCAAACAUUAAAAAAAAAAAAAAUCCCCCACAGAGAUUUUGCUAGUUUUACUAGUAGGAAAGCUUAAAUUUCAACUAAAAUUUUUUAGCUUGAGGGUAAAAGCAUAUUUUUCAGAGUCUUGCCCCACUGGAUUUUUUUUGCAAGUUAAAAGCUUAAUUUUGCACCCUGAAUUCCCAAAUAAAGAUCAUUUGCAGAUGUUUGGAGUAAUUGAGAGCUGAUAUUGUCAUGGAUCAUUAAGUUUAGAAAUCUUGUUUCACCAUGCCAGACAGGUCUAUCUCCAUGUGACAAGAGGAGAUAAGAAGACUAACUUAGUUUGGUUAAAUCCUAUUAAUCACAAACUACCUUGUUCCUGCAGUGGGGAUGCCACUUUUAUUUACAUCACUGUAAAUUCAGAGAAAUUCUCUUGAAGACAGUGGAGAAAAUGUAGCUUUAUAGCAAUGUAAACAACAUCAGAGUUGAUCCUAAUACCUUAGUUUCUUCUCAGUGAAAAUCAAGGGAGGUUCGUUCUUUAAAGGUUCAAAGAAAACCAAUUGUCGUUUUCCACUGUAGAUCCAGUAAGAGGAACUGGUCUUUGACUCUUAACUCUAACACAAGCAGCCAGCAAAAAUGUCUCAGAGUAAAUACUCCUGUCAUCUGAAACACAUGAAAUGAGAAAGAAGCGUGGUGUGUAAGGUUGUUAGGUCAGCUGCUUCUUUCCCACCCCAGGAAAACAAUGAACGGAAGUGUUACCCUCUGGAUCUGAUCCAGUUUCCACUAAAGUCCAUGGAAAAAAAAAAUCUCACCUUCUCCAGUGGAAGCUGGAUCAGGCCUCAGGUGAAGAAAAACCUGCAGAUCUUGACCGGAGAGUGGAGCAAUCACACACAUCAGUAACGCGUUCCUGUAAAUCCUGUGUACGCAUAAGAUGCUGUAUAAUUUUGUAACAAGUUUGUAAACAAAGCCUGUAAUAAAUUUGUUAAGGUCUAAUUCUGCUUUCACUGUAGCCGGGGAUGGUUUUAUUGUCAACUUUGGUCGUGGCACAAUGAAUUCAAAAUUCCUAUCCAACUACUUGUUUGGAUGUGUUAAGUAAAUAAGUAAAAUAUUCAGCUCGCAACGCUUGUUUAAUUUAACCAUUCUAAAAAUCACUUCCAAUAGGCAGCUCAGAUGCUCUGUCAAUAUUGUUUUACCAAUGGAUCUUAUAAACACACAUUUUAUUUAGAUUUUCUCCCAGAUGACCAAAUGCUAUUCUGAAAUUGCCUGUCUGUGUCAAACUGUAUUUUCUCUGGUUUUUUUCCCCCUAGUUUUUUUACAGUCCAUUUAGUAACAGCAAAAAAUGCUCCACCGAGGUUUUGGGAAACCAUCUGCAUUUAUUUUAUCACCUUUGAACAUGUGUUCAGGAAUGAAGUCUGUGCAGCGAGUUUACUGCUACCAAGAGAUUUGUGCGGCUGCACCAGGAAGAAACUUUGACUGGACUUUACAGAGUGUGUGCUCAAAACCACUCUCCUCAUACUCUGUUACUUCCAUCCUUUAGCAACCCGAGUCCUUCUCUCUGCUGUACAUUGUGUAUCUGCAGACAAUACCAAACAGGAAACGAGCCUGAUUGGGAGUUUCAAAAUUAAAAAUUUGAUGAUAAUGACCUGCUAUUUCUGACCUUUCAGCGAAGCAAAAGCGCAGAAACAUUCAUUUCCUUUAAUAGAAACAUUGUGGCAAAAUCAAUAGGAUUCUGUGUUCUCCACGCUUGGUAAGCGUGUGUAAUUCAUCAUGCAUGUGGGGCAGGGGGAGGAGGAAGAGGAGGAGGAGGAGGAUAGGAUGAUAAGCACUACAGCUUGUGAGAAAUAAAAGGCUGUUCUCUGGCUUGGAGCAUUUUAAAGUGUGGAGAGGUUGUUCUCUGAAAUGCUUUGUCUGUAUUUUGUUACAGCAGAUGGCAGAAUGACGAAGCAAGCACAGAUGUGGUGUAAAAAAACCAAGCAAUACAAGGACAACAAAAAACUUUCCCGGGAAAGUUGGCCAUUCGCUACCACUGUAGGUCCAUGCAGCUCUGUGCAGGUUAUUGCAGAGCUCAGUAAUGACAUUCCUAGUUUAAUUAUGUAACUAACCUCUGUUUCUUACUUCCAUGAGCUGGAAAAUUUUUUUCCCUUUUUUUUUUUUUUUUUUUUUUUUUAUUGUUGUUGUGGUUGUUGUUUUGGGUUUUGUUUGGUUGGUUUUGUUUGUUAGGUUGGAUUGGGGGGUUUUUGUUUGUUUUGGGGGGGUUUUGUUGGGGUUUUUUUGUAAUCUCUCAUUGCCUUGGUACCUCUGGCAAACAGCAAACGGUAGUGCUUUGCAUGAAUGUUCCCAAAUAUAGAUUUCUCCUUUGUUUUAGUGCUGACCUUUGAAGGCAGCGGCACCUGAAAGCCAUACUUUCACUACGGAACUGGCCUUUUCAUGUCAUGACCUCAUGUUUCCGGACAUUUUGAUCACAGGGUCCUAUUUUGGAGCUCUUACCCACACAGUUGGAUGAAACCAUGACCAGGCUGCUCUAAAUCAUGGUCGAGAAGUGUCUGUGUACACAACAGACAAAGGAGCAAAGAGACAGUGGGGCAGCCCUGGGCCAUCUUCAAAUCCGCCUUCACACACCUUUCAUUUCUGAGCUGCAAGUUGCACAAUCAAGGGCCGGUGAUCAAAGCUUUCUUUCUGCAUGUCCCAGGGUUCAGAUGCCCAGUAGAUCAUAGAAUCAUAGAAUGCUUUGAGUUGGAAGGGACCCAAAGAUCACCUCACGUUCCAACUCCCCUGCCAUGGGCAGGGACACCUUCCACUUGACCAGGUUGCUCAGAGCCCCAUCCAACCUGGCCUUGGACACUGCCAGGGGUGAUCUUGGACAAAGGACAGUUUCUCAGUUCACUUUUUUUGCCUGCCCAGGAACAUGCCUUAUAUGAAUCUGGAUAGAUCUUCUGUAAAAGGAUGCUGUGGUUGCAGCAGAUCGAUUAAACCUCUCUAAAACACAGCAUGUUGUGACUCUUUAGCUGUGUCACAGGGAGGAGAGAGAAUCAUUGACAGACCAGCUCCAUUAUUUGUACAUUAUGUUGAGACCAUUUAACAGAAAACAUUAGUGCGUCCAGAAGAUGCUCCUAAGGAAGAAUGUAGGAUGUUCUUUUCCUCUAAACAAAAAUAUUUCACACCCAUGGAGGGUGUGAAAAAAGGAAAGUAAGUGCAGAAAAAAAUAGGGAGUCAAAACUGUUGGGUGGCAAACCUCUUGCAGAGAUUUAGGAAAGCAAAGGAGAAUUCAGCUGCUCAACAGUAACAUCAGAUGAAAGGCUCUUUCCUGCUAUGAUAAGGGUUAAAUAAAUACCAUUAGAUCAUCUGAAACAGUAAUUCAAAAGGAAAAUGAACCUCUAUUAAUUGGGGUUAAUCUCGCCGUGUUGAUGAGGAAUUAACCACGCUCACUGAGCACAAAUGAUGAAGCCUUGCUCUCACUUAUCCUCUGCAGUCCCCAUUGUCAGCACUUGGGAUGAUGAGGCUCUUAAGUGAGGGCAGAAUUUGGCUCAGAAGGUAUUAAAUCCAAAUUGAAUGCAUAAGGGGGAGCCUAAAUUGAAAGCAUUAUCUACCACACAACACAAGCCAAGGUUUUUUAACAUCAAUGUCAUAAAAAUUGUUCAUUACUUUGUCCAGUUUCAGAGAUUUAGGUUUUAAAAAAAGUUUUGAACUGUCUGGUAUGACCAGUACACACAUAUUUAGCAGCAAUUUACAAAAUAAAAAAAACCCUGUAAAUGGAAGUAUGCAGUAAAAUAUUGUCUAGCACUGUAAAUAACCUCUGUUGAUUCUUAUUUAUGUUCUCAGUGUCUGAGAAAGGAAUUUUAAUAUGAAUCUUGGUUUUGUUUUACACACCACAUUUUGUACAAUAACCACCUCAACUUACCGCUCAUAGAUGUUUGGUGUGCAGUCUUUGUGGAUAAUGAAGCAGAAACAUGGCUCUAAAGCUGCUGGGCAAUGUAGAAGUUUCAAGUCCCACAUUUGUACAGUAGACAGUGAAACCAAAUGUGUGAAAGCGACAGAAUUGGUUUCUCAGGCUCCGAGAUUAAAUAUGUUUUAAAAUAUCGAA